ACUGUUAAGACACUGAAUACAGUUGCCGACCACAGACGCUCCAGUAGAAAAGUAAACAAAAUGGAAAACAACGAAAAUCCGGAACCUGCUCUUUCCGCACCCGACAGCUUUCUGCGUCUUAAAAUUCGUGAAUAUGCCCAGAAACAACGCCACAAUCAGCGCGAUCAGGCCACAGAUGCCUUUCGCUUUGGCCUGGGUCAGAUUAGGCAGGAAAUAACCGAAUUGGAUAACUUGAAAAUAAAAGAUGUUCAAGGAUUGGCGGCCAGAAUCAAGCGACGCAAGCAUGCCACCUCCGAAAAUAUGUAUCGUUUGAGUCAUGCAUUUUUGCAGGGUAACGAAAAUAUUAAUUGUUUUGCUGCAAUUCCAGGAGCUAGCCAAGUGUUGGUCAAAGAGCUAACAGGUCCUAAUUUGGAGCGACAAAUCGAGGCGGCCGAAUGCUUUUGUAACUACUCUCUAGGCGAACCUCAUGUGGCUGAGAAGAUAUCAACAAUGGCUGGCAGCUAUUUGGUCACAUAUUUGGAUAGCAAUGAGCUGCGUCUAAAACGUAGCUGCCUUUGGACAUUGACCAACUUAAUAGCCACUUGUCCAAAAGCUGGAAAAACAUUAUUACAAAUGCAAUUGAUACCAAAACUGUGGAAACUUUAUGUCUCCGAUUAUGAUGAACUCCACACUGAUGCAGAGAUCUCUUUAAAUCUUUUGGCUACCACUAUAGAUGGAAUCAGUCCAGAAGAUUGUCAUUAUCUUAGCGAGCAUAUGAUGGAAAAGCGUCCAUCGGAUUUGCACGGAGAAUACUACAUGUUUCUUCUUUACCAAUGGGAAAUUGAGUGUAAAACGCAAAAACAGGCCGAAUACUUGAUAGAUUUCUUUCUAAACCAAAAGGAAAUUAAUUAUAAUAAUAAUUGGAGUAUUCGAUAUGGGAUACGUCUGCUAGCCAAUGUGUUUUACAAACACCCUGAACUAAUACAGAAUUUUUCGAAUUUCGAACAAUUUGCAAAUAAGUUAAAUCAAUUAUUUGCAAAACGGGAUCAGGAACUCAAUUUCGAGUUGCUUAGAAUGCUGCGAAACUUGAUGGAAUUAAAACUUUGUAAUAAUAAUUUAUGGUUAAAUGAACUAAAAUUCUAUGGUUAAGCUGAGUUGAUUAAGGGUCUUAUCUGAUCACACUUAAAUAUUAGCAUAUGAUUAGAAAACAAAACAAAGUCCCAAUUAUACAAUGUAUAUUUCAAUUCAAAUAGUGAAAGUCUCUGCAAGAGGCUAUAAACUAUACAACAAAAGGAACUACCACAAUCGCUUUAUUUAAGAACUUAAUGAAAUAAUUAAGAGUAAUUAAGAAACCCUUGUUACCAGUUAAAUUACAAAGAUAUUUAAUCUUUGAUUCGUCAAAGUUUAUUGAGUCGUUUACAAUACUUUUUAUGAAUAAAGCAUACAAAAAGUGAUAUACGAUGCGAUGGAAAAAUAAAUAAAUUAAGUGAUAAACAUAUAAAAUGAUUGUAAAAAAAAUUAAAAAUGUAUAUAACAAAUCUCUAUUUUGAGAAUUGCUUGUUGUAAACUGUCACAGAACAAAAUGUGUUUGAACUUAUUGGUAUAAUAUACACAAAAAUCUAAAACUUA
Drosophila willistoni is the source of this 1608-nucleotide messenger RNA. RefSeq lists its product as uncharacterized. The record is from RefSeq and is a predicted model, not a curated record. NCBI's taxonomy places the organism in Eukaryota, Metazoa, Arthropoda, Insecta, Diptera, Drosophilidae. Bases 61 to 1128 code for a protein of 355 amino acids. The transcript is spliced from 2 exons.